Molecule: messenger RNA, 1691 nt
Organism: Crotalus tigris (Tiger rattlesnake)
Lineage: Eukaryota; Metazoa; Chordata; Lepidosauria; Squamata; Viperidae
Gene: SMIM32
Product: small integral membrane protein 32
Exons: 2
Coding region: 971-1363 (130 amino acids)
Source: RefSeq, a predicted model, not a curated record
AAGGAAGGAAGGAAGGAAGGAAGGAAGGAAGGAAGGAAGCCCCAGCCCUCGGGGAUUUAUCUCGCCCAUUGCUGCCUCUCGUCGCCGCGUCCUGCAAGAUGUCACAAGCGACAGACAGAGGCGACGCUGCCGCCUGCAACCCUUCUCUGCUGAGCAACGCAAGAGGGUGAAGUCUCGCUGCUGCAGCUUCGGCUUCUGCUGAGAACUUGGGGGGGAGAGAGAGAGAGAGAAAGAGGGUGUCACACUGGGAUCUUGGAGAGACCGAUUCCCCCCUUCCAAGGGAAGAAACCGCCCCCCCCACACACACACACACACUCGACCCCCCUCUGGCUUGUCCAGCCACCGGAGGCAAAAGAAACAGCUCUUGAGCGCGGGUCUUCCUUCGAGCAGAGGCACCGGAAAGCUGGAGUCCACUAAUGCGACGCAGGGGCGGUCAUUCCAGAAGAAAACGGGAGCUCGCCUCUGGAGACUCGGGCAAACGCCAAGGAAGACGGGGUGCCUUUUGGUGGACGUGAAUUUCCCCAGCCUUGGAGACAGGGGCGCUUCUCCUUAAGACAAAGCCUGGAGGAUUCUGUGGCGGUUUCCCUUCAAAGCAAGUGAGUGGCCUCCUGCCAACCUCUUUCCCUCUUUGCUUUCUUUGCCUUUUUUGUGGGGAUCUUAUCCUUAAGGAAGGGGUUCCGGGGUUCGUUUUCCAGAGCAAACCGAACUGCUCGGCCAAAGUUCCCAACUUUUAGGACCCCUCUGCUUCUCCGUGCAACCGGUCUGCCGGAGAAUCGAAGCAAAACAAAGGGCCAGGACGUAAACUCCUUCCUUCUUCUGGGCUGAAGAACAUCCCUAGAUGGCUGAUGCCACUGAUGCCAUUUCUGAAUAACACUUUUUAAGGGCCCAACCUUCUUUUUAAUUCUGAAUGCAACUCUCGCCUGCGUAGAAGAACCUUUUCUUUGCCGUAUACAGAGACAUACAUGCAUGCAUGCAUGCAUGCACGCACAAACCCGAAGCCCUGUUUCUGGAUAAGCCACAAGGAAAAUAUUUAAGGAGGAAAAUGUAUGGAGAACUUCUCAAUUCAACUACUGCAACUGAUCCUCACCUGAUCGUUCAGACCAACACUCCCUAUCCAGGGAGCACCCACAGACCUAUCAGCUCCUCGGGUUUUUAUAUGUCCACAGCCAGAGUGUUAAAAGAAGGUGAGAUCAAUAAGCCGGACUUGGUGACAUAUGUUGUCCUGUUCUUCUUCCUGCUCUUGGCUGUCACGAUCAUUGUACUUUUUAUUAACUGCCAGCUGAAACAUUCUUUUUUUGCUACACUUCCUUAUGAUAGAUCCCUGCGAGAAGCUAGGAGCCCAUGGAAAACGCAGGCUGUCUAAUCUUCGGCAGAGUAAGAAGGGAGAGGGGAAAGUCUAAGCCAAGCUUUGUUAUGACCAGCAUCUUGUGAACUCUCUUAUGCAAUUUGCCAUGGGGGGGGGGGUGUAAUAAAGCCAGCUCUAUACAAAUGAAGAUAUUCUCUUCAACUAACUUCAAUGCAAAACAUGAUCUGAAAGAGUCCUAUUUCACAUACACAUGCAUACUUUUCUGCAUGUUCAAGAUAAUGACAAAAAGAUGUAAAUAAAAAGAAUGUGUAUGGAUUUUCACGAGUCAGUUAUUAUCAACAUCCAUGUAUGGAUCGGGGUGCGUAUGAUCAAUGAUUUCAGACUG